Messenger RNA from Formica exsecta, 11332 nucleotides. RefSeq names its product ankyrin repeat and KH domain-containing protein mask (gene mask). Lineage: Eukaryota; Metazoa; Arthropoda; Insecta; Hymenoptera; Formicidae. The coding region runs from base 279 to 9095 and encodes 2938 amino acids. The transcript has 29 exons. The record is from RefSeq and is a predicted model, not a curated record. Gene Ontology annotation, biological process: innate immune response. Gene Ontology annotation, cellular component: cytoplasm. Gene Ontology annotation, molecular function: RNA binding; protein binding.
UACUGAUAUUUCGAUUUUAGGUGGAGUGUUUUGCGAUUGAUCAAGUUGAAUUGGACGAAGAUCAUCCUGAAUCCUCGAAAUUUUUAUUGACUCCCGAGGAUCCUGAGCGUUCCGUGGAUCCUGAAACUCAAGCGCGUCUCGAGGCACUCCUUGAGGCGGCUGGUAUCGGAAAAUUGUCAUCGGGUGAUGGGAAGCACUUAGCCGACCACGAGGUGCUUCGUCGUUUAACAUCUAGUGUUUCUUGUGCAUUGGACGAGGCUGCGGCCGCAUUAACACGUAUGCGUAGUGACAAUCCACGUACGCCGAACGAAAAGCGUUCUCUCGUCGAGGCGUGCACCGACGGAGACGUUGGUACCGUUCGGAAAUUGUUAACAGAGGGCCGAAGCGUUCAUGAAACUACUGAGGAAGGAGAAAGCUUACUCUCCUUAGCUUGCUCAGCUGGUUACUACGAACUUGCUCAGGUGCUCUUGGCGAUGAAUGCUAAUGUAGAAGAUCGUGGUAUCAAAGGGGACUGUACCCCCUUAAUGGAAGCCGCCAGUGCAGGACACGUAGAUAUCGUGAGUCUGUUGAUCGCUCACGGAGCAGAUGUCAACGCUCAGUCUACUUCAGGUAAUACACCUCUUAUGUAUGGAUGCGCCGGUGGACAUGAAGAGGUUGUACGUGUCUUAUUAGAAGCGGGAGCUAAUGUUGAAGAUCAUAAUGAGAAUGGUCAUACACCCUUAAUGGAAGCAGCGAGUGCUGGUCAUGUUCAAGUUGCCAAGAUCUUACUUGAACACGGUGCUGGCAUCAAUACUCAUUCCAAUGAAUUUAAAGAAUCGGCAUUAACGUUAGCCUGCUAUAAAGGACAUUUAGAAAUGGUUCGCUUCUUAUUGGAAGCUGGCGCAGAUCAGGAGCAUAAGACUGAUGAGAUGCACACGGCCCUCAUGGAAGCCUCGAUGGAUGGUCACGUGGAAGUUGCACGUUUACUUUUAGAUUCAGGUGCUCAAGUAAAUAUGCCGACAGACAGCUUUGAAUCACCAUUAACAUUAGCUGCUUGUGGAGGUCACGUAGACUUGGCUAUGCUUCUGAUCGAGCGUGGAGCAAACAUCGAAGAAGUUAAUGAUGAAGGUUAUACUCCGUUAAUGGAAGCAGCGCGUGAAGGUCAUGAAGAAAUGGUCGCUUUACUUUUGAGUCAAGGUGCAAACAUCAACGCUCAAACUGAGGAAACUCAAGAAACGGCGCUUACCCUGGCUUGUUGCGGCGGUUUUCUGGAAGUUGCCGAUUUUUUAAUUAAGGCGGGGGCAGAUAUAGAAUUGGGUGCGUCGACACCUUUGAUGGAGGCCGCACAAGAGGGACACUUAGAUCUUGUGCGAUAUUUAUUGGAAUCUGCAGCGGAUGUUCAUGCUCAGACGCAAACGGGGGAUACAGCUUUGACAUACGCUUGCGAGAAUGGUCAUACUGACGUUGCUGAUCUGUUACUGCAAUUUGGCGCUGAUCUAGAGCAUGAAUCAGAGGGAGGUAGAACCCCACUAAUGAAGGCUUGUAGAGCAGGUCAUCUGUGCACAGUUCAAUUCCUCAUUUCGAAGCGUGCUGAGGUCAAUCGACAAACAACAAAUAAUGAUCAUACUCCUCUUUCAUUGGCAUGCGCUGGUGGUCAUCUUGCAGUAGUUGAACUGCUUCUAGCACAAUCUGCAAAUCCAUUUCAUAAAUUGAAGGAUAACUCCACCAUGCUGAUAGAAGCGGCAAAAGGUGGUCACACUGCUGUUGUUCAACUUUUGUUGGACUAUCCUCAUAGCAUUAUGAUGAGUGCUCCCCACAGUGCUGCUUCUGCGCCUAUGUUAUUACCACAACAACAACAACAACAGCAGCAGCAGCAACAGCAACAGCAUAUAAGUCACCAACAACAUGUACCUCAUCCUCAGCAAACAUCUACGCAACCGCAACAUCAACAACAACAACAGACCACUGAGCAACAAACGCAAAAUCUUCAACUCAAACAUAAUACACAAAAGUCAUUAUUGAGAAAGAAUCGAUCAGUGACUAUGAUGCCCGAUAUAAGCCUUACUUCUGCCGAAGCGCAACAGGUUCGUUCGCAGCCUGCAGGAGAACCGGCCGCUAUUACCAAGGACGAUACUAAUAUUCUCGAUAAAGGCAGUGGAGGGUUCACGAGUUUGUCAGAACCUAAUAUUAGUCUUAGUCCGACACCAACAGCGUCGACACAAGGAGUAAAUGUCACCGAAAGUCAGAAAAAUACUAGACAAGAGCAAAUCCUUCAUAAACAACAAAUACUUGAAGAAUUACAAAGGGUAGAGCGAGAAUUGCAAAUUAAGGGUGCAGGACAUUUAUUUACGGGUCCGCGAAGUUCCAUUGUAAAUCAAUCCCAGCAACAAGAUCCUAGCGAGACUGAGACAUUACUACCAGCCAUGUUAAAUAUUGACUUACCAAGUCAAUCGACAUCUCAUGGCUUAGUUUGCAGUACAACCGGUAUGACCGGCAAUUCGUUGACGUACCAAGGAACUAGCGAUGCAGCAUUGGUGUGCAGUGCUUACAUUGAUAGUAAGCUAAUGGGAAUGCAAGGUGCACACUAUCCGAAGAUGUCUGUAGCCCCUACCGCAAUGGAAACGUUCCCUACAGAUACUUUUCCUUCCUCGCCUCCAUUGUCUCUUGCGUCGCUGCCUGCUACGACCGCUACUAUGCCAUUGAUCACCACUUCCUCGACAACCACGCCGAGUCCGCCUAGCAUUUCUACUUCUCCGACCAUCAUAGCUGUUUCUCAAUCGCCUAUUACUGCAAGCAGUGACGUUAGUCAAAAUACUGCUAUAAGCGAUCGUCCAAAGGCCAAGCCUGUGUCCAAGAAAGAAGGGAAGAACAUACGAAAAGCCACAUCCGGCAUGGGAAUGGCGAAACUGCAGCAGACACAGGCCACCAUAAUGGCCGGGCUUCAACAGCAGUAUCAGCAAAAACAACGACAGCAUCCUUCUUAUCAAGUGCAACAAGUCCAACAGUUGCAGCAACUCAAUCAACAAUUGCAACUCCAGCUGGAUCAAGUGCAGAUACAACAAUCCCAGCAGCCACAAACGCAACCACAACAAUCUCACCAACAACCUCAUUCACAACAGCAAACAAAUGUAAUCGGUAAUAAUACGAAUAGUAUUUUAAUGCCCACUCAACUGAUGUCGCACUUGCAUCCUACACAUCACCAUUUGCAUAGCCAGCAACCGGCUCAAGAAAUUCUUUCUGAGCAAAUGGAUCCUGAAGCAAUGCGAAAGUACAAAGAAACACCUGCUUGCGCAUAUCUUACUGGAGCUCAAAAAUCUAAAACUUUCUCCACUAAUGAAAGAGUGUUGAAAUUGGAGGAUGGCACAGAUAUUCCAAUUGACGAUGCGUUUGAAAUUUUCCGCUCCAUCAAUUUCGAUGAUGCAGUUGAUACAAUAGAAGAUCAAGAAAAACUUGAGUUAAAAAGAUUGGAUAUGUCGAAUAACAAAGAACAACAACAGCAGCAGCAGCAGCAACAUUUGCAAACUCAGAUAGUACAGCAAAGUGGAAGUUCUCAUGUAACUCAAGAAUAUUUCACUAAUCCUGUGCUAUCUGUACCGUCAGUCUCUCUACCUACGUUACCAUCACUGCAAGUAACCAGUGCUGGUGUCCAGAUAGAGGCAGACAUAUCAGCGGGUUUACAACUAACAAGUACGCAAUCGUUGCAAAAUCCAGCGUUGAAGAAUCGUUUGAGAGCUUUCGAGGAAGGUUUUCGCCAGGGUAGCAUACAUUUUCGCGAAUGUAUGCAGCAUAUUAGCAGUGAUACCUUUCAGCCUCAAUUGUUGCUUCAAUCCUCUCAAAUAACAUUUCCUACGCAAACAUUACCAGCCGUGAGUGGAGCAACAGGAAUAAUAGACAGUAUACCGCCUCAUCAGUCAAGCAGUUAUGCACAAUCUACAACUUCUACCGCUAAUCAAGUUCAAGUCGCUACCCAGACCCAAGCACCUGCUACCACAACCUCUUCAAACAUUGCCACCGUCGAUAAAAAACAAGUGUACACUGCGCCGAUAACCGGUAAGAGUAAGAAGACCAGAUAUCCUCUUCUGUCUCAACAGCAAUCUUGCCAGCAACAACAAACUGCCAGUGCUCAGCAGACUUCCAAUUUUCCGACGCAAAGCUAUCAAUUAGAUCCAGCGACAGUCGGAGGAUACACGACCAAUCAAGUUCCACCUGCUCCAUUCUCGUGUAUGGAUGUUGAUUCAGAAACUGACAGUAAUCACGACACAGCAUUGACCUUAGCUUGUGCCGGAGGGCAUGAAGAUCUCGUUGAACUUCUUCUGAGUCGUGGUGCAGAUAUAGAACAUAGAGAUAAGAAAGGAUUUACUCCACUCAUUUUGGCUGCAACAGCGGGUCACCAGAAAGUGGUCGAUAUUCUGCUCAAUCAUGGUGCUGACAUUGAAGCACAAUCUGAACGUACCAAGGAUACACCAUUGUCUCUUGCGUGUAGCGGAGGCAGAUACGAAGUAGUCGAGCUCCUACUUAAUCGCGGUGCAAAUAAGGAACAUCGCAAUGUUUCUGACUAUACACCCUUAAGUCUCGCGGCAUCUGGCGGUUAUGUGAAUAUAAUAAAGCUGCUACUCAGUCAUGGUGCCGAAAUUAAUUCUCGUACCGGCUCGAAAUUGGGUAUAUCUCCACUUAUGCUUGCUGCUAUGAAUGGGCAUACUGCGGCAGUCAAAUUAUUGUUGGAUAUGGGUAGUGAUAUCAAUGCACAAAUCGAGACAAAUCGUAACACGGCAUUGACACUCGCGUGCUUCCAAGGAAGACAUGAAGUUGUUAGUCUUCUUCUCGAUCGAAAAGCCAAUGUUGAACAUCGAGCUAAGACGGGUCUAACACCGCUAAUGGAAGCUGCUAGCGGUGGAUACGUCGAAGUUGGCCGCGUGUUACUUAGCAAAGGUGCGGAUGUUAACGCAACACCUGUCCCAUCAUCUCGUGACACUGCCCUAACUAUUGCCGCUGAUAAAGGUCACUGCCGUUUCGUAGAACUCUUAUUGACGAGAGGAACUCAAGUCGAAGUAAAAAAUAAAAAGGGUAACAGUCCAUUAUGGUUAGCUGCAAAUGGCGGGCAUCUUAGUGUCGUAGAUCUAUUGCACCAUGCGGGUGCAGAUAUCGACUCGCAGGAUAAUCGUAAGGUUUCCUGUCUGAUGGCCGCUUUUCGAAAAGGUCACAUUAAAGUGGUCAAAUGGAUGGUGAAUCAUGUAACGCAAUUCCCAAGUGACCAGGAGAUGACGAGGUAUAUAGCAACCGUUAGCGACAAGGAACUCUUGGAGAAGUGUCAGGAAUGCGUGAAAGUAAUAAGAGCGGCUAAAGAGACGCAAGCUGCUAAGGCGAACAAAAACGCUACCAUACUGCUGGAAGAGCUCGAUAUGGAAAAGACGAGAGAGGAAUCGAAGAAGGCAGCCGCUGCGCGAAGACGAGAGAGAAAGAAAAAAAAGAAGCUCGAGAAGAAAGAGGAGAAACGGAAACUUCACGAGGAGUAUAAAAAGAACGAAACAGCUUUCGAGGACAAAGAGGAGAACGGAAAGAAAUCGGGCGACGAGGAAUGCGAUCGGGUGGAUGACAGCGAACACGAGGGUGGUGACGAGAGAAUGGAGACCGUGCCAUCACCCAUGAACAGAAGUCCAGAGGAUCCUGAUAGAGAGGAAGGUGACAGUGGAAUAGACGCGAAUAGUCAAGGAAGUUGUAGUAGCAAUGACGUAAAGGCAAGAGAAAAGAAGAAGGAUAAGAAGAAAAAAAAGAAUAAUACUCCUAAUAACAACGACAAGAAUACAUCUCCGCAACGUUCACCCAAAACACUUCUUACACAAAACAAUAAUUUAUCUCAAAAUAUAGCAACAUCGACCAAGUCCCAAAAUAAUACUUCGGAAAAGCGAAUUAUGACUAAUAUUGCCAGUGCAGUAUCUGUAUCCACAACUUCAGUUACGACCAGGACAUCCACUACCGUCAGUUCUGAUCGAAAAUUGAAAGGUCAAUUGGUUUUUGAAUCCUCUAGGCAUCCUGCUGAUAGAGAAGAUUUCGAAGCGACUGGUAAUGAAACUUAUGUUCCCGGCAAAGGAAAAAAAUCGUAUAAUAAUCAAUACGAUGGAGAUGCUCUAAAUACAUUGACCAAGAUAAGCAACACUAGUCCUAAACAAGGCGGAAAACGCGAGGAAGGAUGGAAGGAGGUUGUACGAAAGGGACAAUCGGAUGACUCGGGAAGAUUUAUGAAUUCGCCAUUCCGUUCCAAAAAGGUAUCCGUUCCGCCGAACGCUAUUAGUCGAGUGAUAGGCAGAGGUGGCAGUAAUAUAAAUGCCAUUCGUGUUGCAACGGGCGCGCACAUCGAAGUAGAAAAGCAAAGUAAAUGUCAAGGGGAAAGAAUCAUCACGAUUAAGGGAUCGUCUGAAGCUACAAAACACGCUCAUGCAUUGAUAUCACUACUUAUCAAAGAUCCUGAGGCGGAUAUAUUGCAAGUACUUUCAAAAUCAAAGCUCAAUGUCAUAACAACUUCUUCAUGGGACAAAACUAUCACAGUUGCAGCAGCAUGUAAAGCGAAAGUUGGAUCUGUAAAUAAACCAUCUAAUCUAACAUCCAGUACAACUAAUAAUCAAGUUAAUAAACCAGGAUAUCCUUCAGGCGUAUCUACUGUAAGCCAAUUGGUUCCUCUUCGUUCAUCGUCCACUAUUAAGCUUGCUAGUGCUUUCUCUACUUCUUUACCACGUGCAACAGCACCUAGACUCGUAGCUGCAGCAGAAAAGCGCGCGCAAGCUGUAGCCGCGCAAAUGGCCUCUUCGUCAAACACCAAGACGACGAUGUCGUACACAAGUGCAAUCAUGACUGCUGGUAGAGCAGGAACAAAGAUUGUUGCGACUAACACGACGCAGACGUUUGCGGCGAAGCUGUCCGAAAUCACUGCCUCGACCCACAGCUCUACAACGGUCAUGCAAUCCACUCACGUCGCACCUGUGAAUAAGCAACAGAAGCCUGGUGCUCAAGUCGUGACAGUUAUGUCGGCCGCAGCGACCGUUCAUACAACCAACAACCAGCAACAACAGCAGUCUAUAAUCAGUACGUCGCCGAAACACUGCCGAUCACUGCCUACUUUGUCUGCCCCACCGGCAAUUAGCGGCUAUCCCGGAAAAUCGAAUUACCCGCCUGGAACGAGCGCGAUUUUAUCAUCAGCCACAAGUACCGUGGCGAUGACAAACUGCUCGGAGAGUUCGAUCGUGUCAACGUCAACCAAUUCCAUUCGAAUGACAUCUUCGCCACCCGUAUCGUCGCAGACGCAAACGUUGCCGCCACCAUCGCCAGCACAGCAGCAACAAACUGUUCGAAGCACAACACCAAUUGUGAUGCAAGAACAGCAACAACACCAGCAGCAGCAGCAGCUACCUAGUAGCACACCUCUCGAGUAUUCUUUAUUUAACGAUACUUUCACCAAAGUUACGCAACAGUCGAUGUGGGGCGGAAGGGAGAACGAAACUCAGAAAGGUAUGAAUUUCGCGACUGUUGCGGGCGGUGGUGUAUCGUCAAAUACGGGUUCCAACUCGUCUGCAGCUAAGUUUGACAGUUCUCCACCUCAGGUGGAUGCAUCCAAAGCACCUGGAUAUCGUGGAGCAACAAUGUGUUCUCCAGUCUCCAGCAAGCCAGGUAUCACGGGCAACUCAUCGGCUAAUAUAAUCGGUAACGUGGUAUCGUGUUCUGUACAGAACAAUCCCAUGCAAUCUGCACAAUAUCAAUCUUCGACGAGCUAUAGCGAGCAUCCGUUACCAAAUAAACCGCCGGGAGGUCUAGCGGUGGCUAGACCGGUGAUGCCCCAACAGAGUAUCGACAUGGGAACAAACAUGGCAGCUGCGCAAUACAAUAGGCAAACGGUCUUUCAAGGUGACUUGUCAUCGCGAACCGCGACAGCCCACCAACCGGCGGCCCAUGUGAUACCAUCUUCUACGUCGCAGCCGGGAUUGGACGUUGGUUUGUUCAAGACGAAUAACGCCGGUGGCUACGAGCAUCCAAAUUCUAACCUGCUGAAGAUGGUGCCGAACGAGAACCAGGGCGGCGCCGGUCAUCCCCUGCUACCAUUUCACCCGCAUAUGCAGAGCUUCGCUCAAACCAUUGCACCAGCCACCUCUGUGAUCAAUACCACCGUCAGUAUGUCGAGAUUGAACCCUCGCGCUCCCGACUUUUCCAGCUCGUUGCAUCUGAGCAAUAAGUCGCAGGUAAUGUUCAAUCCCGCCACCGGAUCGGCAUUGCACCCAGCCAAUAUGUUCACGGCUACCGUGCCAGCGCCUCCGCCAUCCGCAAUGCAAUCCAACAAUUUAGCGAUGCUUGGCAACUUCCCGUUGGGAAAGUAUCAAGCGCCUUCACGUGCGACGCCGGCGGCAAAUACCGGUAUUUCAACAACGGCUCAGACACGUUGGCCAUUUGCACCAGCACCACAUACCAAUUAUCCUCCACAUCAGGAUCCCAUGAUGAGUCAGAUUGGUUUCUCCAAUCACUUGGCCAACAUUGGUGGGCAACCUGGCGGUAGUGGUAUCGAUCUGAUUACGAGUUUGGAGAACGGUGGUUCACCGGCCAUAUCCCCCACAUCAUCGGCGCAAGUCACACAAGAGAUGAACCAAUUAAAAAUCGAGGACCGUAAGGUGCCACGACCGAUCGGUACUGAGAGAGCCACAUGGAAGAAUUACUCGGCCGCAAACAUGGGUCCGGGCGGAGAUGCUGAUACUAUUAGUUGGAUGCUCAACAACGACAAAUUAGGUUGGUCUAACUGCAACAUGGCACCUGGCAUCGAUAGACAUCAAAUAUUCCGAUCGAAUUCCACUUACAAUCAACGUAUGCCCAACGUCGACCCCGAGCUUCAUCAGAUGAUGGAGUCCACCUUUCAGGGUCACGUGGAUACCCAACAACCUUAUCCAGCUAACGGAAACACCGCGGCUUUGUCACUUAUACCAAACUUGCAAUUAUUGCCAGGACAAUUUGGAACACCUGGCCUGGCGGAAAUCCCUCCGAAUGAACCGAAUAAGAUAGAUCCACCAGCAUGGGGAAUGCCUGAUGCCGUGCAAGACAAGCAACAUCAGGUAAAAUUUUUUCCUGAUUCUGACGUGGACUAAAUGGACUCAUUAAAAAACCAAAUCACGUUGACACAGCUUCAACCUUUAAACCUGACGAUGGAAAUUUUGCAAUUCGUAGUAGUAAUAGUCUUGAAAUCGUUUAAUUAUUUGUAGGCGCAUAAAUUUACGAUCUUAUUCAAUCCCAGAUUCUUUAUAUUACAUAUCAUGCUAAAAACAUGAAGUCCUUAAUUAUUCAACUUAUUGCUAUUAUUAGAAUAUAUCAACUUAAUUAUAAUGUAAAGAGUAUAAAAGAGAAACAGAAAGAAUAAAAGCCCGUCUACAUUUCUAUUCGCAAAACGUAAAGAACGCAGAUGAUGCGUUUGCAAAUUGCAAAAAGUUGGAGUUUAUUUAACUUAUUGCGUGCCAAUACAUCAUUCUGCGUCUGCAUUUUGCGAAUAGCUAUCCAUGUAGACGGUCCUUAAAAUCAGAAAAAGGAAACAAUAGAAUGAUAGUAAUUUGACGGUAUGAUCACUUCAGGUUUGGAUAUUAAUCGCGCGGACAGUCGCAUGCUCCUAUCAGUUAUUAAUUAGCACGAAUCAUAAUUAAUAAUAAUUGAACGUUAAUAAUGAUUAUUUUUUUCCUAUUAUUGGAAAUAAUCUGAAUUUGCAAUACUUGAAAUAUCUUGAACAAGACACUCCCCAGGUCUAUCGCGAUGAGAUCUAUAAACGCACAUUUUUACGUUUUACGCUAUCACUUCAGCUUCUGCAGUAAUGAUGAUUAACUAGCUUGGAAUCAAUUUGAGCUUUUACAAAGCGGAAUUUUUUGGUUCGAUGAUUGAUAUAAAUUAUGAGUUAUUUACAAUAAGGGCAGCUGUUCUUCUUUAUACCAGAUAAUUAAUGAAAAGAGAUUAUUGCGUUAUUAUUUAAAAGAUUUGCUGUAAUAAUAUGAUGUACGAGUAUAAACAGUUGUAUAAAUACUUGCUUCGUAAUUUCGAUUACUUCCAUUGCAAAGUGAGGUCGAAGAAUAAGCAAAAGAUAGAGAGACAUAGAAGAAUCUUACAGAAAACUGUCAACUUCAUUAAAAAAAGAAAAAAAGAAGAAACGAAAAACUGGAUAUUAUUCCUUUUCCACCUUUGCACCUGUGCUUGAAUCCGUAAUUAUCAUUUUGCGGUAUCUGACCAUUUUUUUUAAAGCGUGGUGCUGUGCCCAGAACAGAUCUGCUAAGAAAAAAAAGCAUUUUUUUUUGCGCUAAACUCCCGAUUACGUCUAGUCGCGCUGAGCGCGUCUAUUGUUUGGCAUAGCUUCAAUUGUAUAGAUCUCAUUAGUGGCUAUACGUUGGUGUUAUGUCAAUAAACAAUUGAAGAUACGUACGAAAUCAAGACGAACAAUAUAUUAUUGAGGUUUCAGUUGUCCAGCCGGCUAGGUAUAUCUUUUUUUUUAUUUUUUUUUUACUUUAUAGGCACAAUUAUUAAUCAAUCAUCAUAACGUUUUAUUUCAAGCAGAUCAACCGGACAGAUUUGUAUGAUACUCCUAGCGAGUUUUAAAUCAAGCACAUACAUACACAUAUUAUACACACACACAAAAUAUACACGCCACGCGUAAAUGACCAUGUUCUUGAAAUCGAAUUUAUCUAAGCAUUAUAAGAAAUGUCACGAACCGAAUAUACACUGUAUUAAUAAUAUGUGCACCGAAUUCCUUAUUCAGAUCAAUGAAUAUUGUUCAUUGUUAAAGUGGUAGUGGGCCGCCAAUGCAUAAAAAAUAUAGCUGUGCGUCCCUAGUACGACAGUGCUAUUAUAAUAUUAUUGCUGUGUGGUGGUAAUGUUUAUUAUUAUAUUAUAGUUAUUAUAUAUUAUACACACAAGACAUAAAUAUAAGAAAGAAAGAAACAAGUACACAUAGAGAAAUGUUACCCGCUAUUUCGGCUGGACUUAGUAAUAAUAUAAUAAUAUUAUAUAGAUAUAUAUUCGAUAUAUAUGAAAUGUUCAUUUUGAUUGAACAUUUGAAAAUCUUUCUUGGUGGGGAUUUCGGCAAGUGUUCAAUACAUAGCGACGAUAUAAUGUAAUUGAAACGAUCCCCCAGACGCUAUAAGUUUCAAUGACAUGAUGAUAUGAAGCUCAUGGAAAUCAUAUAAGGGCUUUUUGACCUAUAUUCCAAGGAGCGCUUCAAUUAUUCUCUAAGAGUACAUUGUUAUAAUUUAAAGCCUAUUUUCAAAUUUGAUUUAUGAUAACUGCGAUAUAUAUGAUAUAAAACUAUUAUAUGACAUAUAACAAUAAAGCAAAUAAAUAAAUAUAACGACGA